AUGCCAGCACCUCAACGCAAUCAUCUCUACAAGUUGAUGAUUGUUGGUGAUGAACGUGUUGGAAAAACAGAUUUUUCAUCAGUGAAUAGUAAACUGAAUUCAGAAGAAUGGUACAUUGAUUUAGGAAGCUACAAAGUCAGUAAAAUAGUAAGCAAUCUCAAUGGUAAACAGAUCAAACUCAUAAUUUGCGAUAUGAGCAGUGCAGAAUGUGAUCGUCAAAUCAGAAGAACUUUUUAUCCAGUUGUACACGGUAUUUUUAUUAUUUAUGAUUCAACAAACAGAAAAUCAUUUCAAAAUUUAAACAAUUGGUUGCGUGAAAUUAAUAAUCAUGGAGGCAGACAUGUGAUGAAAUUGAUUAUUGGAAAUAAAUGUGAUUUAGCAAGACAAAAGGCAGUUGGUUUUCACGAAGCUAGAGAGUUUCGUAUUCAAUCAAAUAUUUCCAUGUUUGAAGUUUCUGCACAAGAUCGUACUAAUGUUAAAUCAGUAGUUGAAAAUAUGAUUUGGAAAAUUCGAUCCGACUUAACAUCAACAAUCAAUCGUCGACUUGUUCAGUAUAGAGAACAAAUUGAUUUAGAAUUCGUACCUUAUAUAUCUGAUAUUGGUUCAAAUGCUGUCGAACAACAUGUAAAUGAUCAAGGUCCUCAUGAUAAUACAGAAAAUGAAAACGACCCGGUUUCGGUUGAAGAGAGUGAUGAUACGACACACAAUGAAAGUGUGGAUGAAGGUGAAAUGAAACGUGCUCAAAUAUUAUCACCUGAGAAUCAAACAAUUGAAGAGAAAGCUAAGCAACCAAAUGUUAUUAGUUUUUCAAAAACAUUAAAAAAAAUUUUUUUACAUAAAAAAGACAAUUAA
Adineta steineri is the source of this 852-nucleotide messenger RNA. The record is from the annotation of a GenBank genome assembly. NCBI's taxonomy places the organism in Eukaryota, Metazoa, Rotifera, Eurotatoria, Adinetida, Adinetidae.